AUGGUGUACAUUGGGAUCCCCCAGAACUACACGACCUCGCCGUCAUCCUUUAUCGGGACUCCGUCCCUGACCAUCAACUAUGCGGCCACUCAGGAUCUUGACUCCUCCAAUGCCUUUGAAGGCCCGGAGAAGCUCCUUGAAGUGUGGUUCGCCCCAUCGGCGAAGGAUCUCGGUCCCUCCAACCCUGCGGGUCUGAAGGCCGUGUCGGAGGAGAUCUGGAAGGACAUGCUCGACCUUGUCAACUGCCAAGUUUUGUCCAUUGUGUCGUCCGAGGAUGUCGACGCGUAUCUCCUGUCCGAGUCCAGCAUGUUCGUGUGGCCCCACAAGCUGAUUCUGAAGACGUGCGGAACCACCACCUUGCUGUCUGGCCUGCCGCGCAUUCUGGAGAUUGCGGCGCUGUUUGGUGGCUUCCAGAAGUCCACGGCUCCUGCAUCACGCGGCAUCUCCGUUGCCGCAGCUCCGUACCGCGUGUUCUACAGCCGGAAGAACUUCCUCUUCCCGGACCGUCAGCGGGGUCCCCACCGGAGCUGGAGGGAUGAGGUGCGCACCAUGGACAAGCUUUUCCUCAAUGGAAGCGCCUACAUGAUUGGCAAGAUGAACGGCGAGCACUGGUACCUGUACCUGACCGAGCCGCAUACCUUACUGACUCCUCCCGCGUCUCCCACGGAGGAAUCGGCGGAGCCGGUAACCGAGACCAAGAUGCUUCAGAUUCCCGAGCGCGUCGCGCCGCAGACGGGAGAUGAAGAUGAGACCUUGGAGGUGCUGAUGACCGAUUUGGAUGAGGAGAACGCCAAGCAGUUCUACCUGGACCACGCCACUGCCGUCGCGGAGAAGCAGUACAGCAACUUUGAAAAGGACAAUGGCGAGCACGUCGACGUGUUCAGCAACACGGCCGACAUGGAUGGCGUGGAGUCGGCUCCCGCGCGUACUCUGCCUCCUGAGCUGACGACGGAGGGUCACGCUCUCGGCACCGUGGUGUCGGAGUCGUGCGGCCUCUCCAACGUCUACCCCAAGGAGAAGUUCCCGGAGUCGCGUGUGGACGCGUAUCUCUUCACACCCUGCGGAUUCUCGGCCAACGGCGUCAUCCCCUCCCCGCACCAGGGCAUGGGAACGCACUACUUCACGGUGCAUGUGACGCCGGAGCCGCAGUGCUCGUACGCGUCCUUCGAGACCAACGUGCCGCAUUCGCAGAACGGGCAGACCACGGCCGACAUCAUCCAGCAGGUGGUCAACAUCUUCAAGCCCGGUCGGUUCACGGUGACGCUCUUCGAGGCCAAGCCGGCAGACGCGGAGCUUGACAGCGUGGAGGAGGGUCGGUUCGUCGAGCGGCAGGCGGCGCGUCGGGCGACCAAGAUGGAGCAUGUGCAGGGCUAUCGGCGGGUGGAUCGGAUCGUGCACGAUCUGGAUGGAUAUGACCUUGUGUUCCGCUACUACGAGCGGCUUGAUUGGAAAGGGGGGGCCCCUCGGCUCGGAGAGGAGCGCGUGUAG
Aspergillus terreus NIH2624 is the source of this 1488-nucleotide messenger RNA. Its product is annotated as adenosylmethionine decarboxylase SPE2. NCBI's taxonomy places the organism in Eukaryota, Fungi, Ascomycota, Eurotiomycetes, Eurotiales, Aspergillaceae. Gene Ontology annotation, biological process: spermine biosynthetic process; spermidine biosynthetic process. The coding region runs from base 1 to 1488 and encodes 495 amino acids. Gene Ontology annotation, cellular component: cytosol. Gene Ontology annotation, molecular function: adenosylmethionine decarboxylase activity. The transcript is spliced from 2 exons. The record is from RefSeq and is a predicted model, not a curated record.